AUGCCCCGCAUCCGGCCAGCGGCAUGGGCAGCCCUCGCUGUCACAAUAGCCGUCAUCGGCGUCCUGAUCAAGACCGACUCACUCAAGAUUCUCGUCCUCGGCCCUUUGGUCUCGACUUUCUGUUUGUCACUCGGUGUGUGCGGCCUUGUGUUGGCGGCAAACUAUCUGGAACAGCGGUCAGACGCGCCGAGUCUGACUGAGCGACAGGCGAGUGCGACGCGCCCGUUUGCCCUCGCGACGGAUCCACAGUGGAGCUGGUACCGAAACAAGCGCAAACUGGACAAUGACCCAGAGCCUUCCUUCCCGCCAGUUCAUGGGUUUGAAGAGCCAAAGUUGGCCGCAAGGCUGAGCACCGUCCUCGGCCUGAUACGCGGCAGCUUCAUCCUUCCCUGGUUCUCGAAGAUCAGCCGCGCCCCCGCAUUCCCGAACAAGGUCGAGGGCGUCAUUCGGCACGCGCUCGGCGAGGUUUCCACCCGCGUCGAGACGGUCGACUGGCCGAGUCUCGGCGUCGAAAAGGUCCUGCCUCUCGUCACGGAGCAUAUUGCGCAUUACAAGAAUGUGGAGCAUCUCGCUGGCAGCAUCGGCACCAGCGACGCCCUCCCCCUCCCUCUGCCCAAGGAUGCGCACGCCGCCUUCACGCACCACACACACACGAGCGCCGAAUCCAACAUUCCUGCGAUUGAGGCACACCUGCGUGGUCAUGUUGAGCGCAUCGUCUCUGCCGUCGUGCCCCUCGAGGAGCAGAGCGCCGUCCUCACCACUAUCGUCCGCGAGAUUGUCCUCGGCGCCAUUCUCAUGCCCGUCUUCAACCUCCUCUCCGAACCUGACUUCUGGAACCGCCAAAUUAACGAGCAGGGUGGCAAGUACCUGCAUCAAAGGUGGGUUGCGAAAGGGCUCCAUGUGCUAACCCUCAGGAAGCAAGUGAACCAGGUCCUCUCGGCGUUGUCGACGGUGCCCGCGCCUGCGUCGGGCUCGUCGCCGGCCAAGCCGCCCGUGCAGCCGAUCAGCGUGCAGUCCACGCCACGACAGUUUGAGGACUUCAUGCGCUCGAUCACAAAGCUGCGCACGCUGGGAGAAGCGCGGCGGCUACGCUCCGACAUUGACCGCGAGUACCGGCAUGCGCGGGCUGCGUUCCGCGCAGCUUCGCAGCGUAGCAAGGAAGACGGCGCCGACAACGACAAGGCAAUCCGGCACAUUGACCGGUAUCUGCAUCGCCUGGAGCGGGCGCGCGGUGCGAUUGAUCAUCGGAUAGAGAAGCUCUCGGGGGUCUCUGCUGAUGCUAUUGCCGCUCCUGCUCCCAGCAAGAACAUUAAGCCGACGCUGUAUCGCAUUCUUUCUGACCCGUCGUCUCUCGCGUAUUGGCUCGAAUUCAUGGAGCGACGCGGCCGCUCACACCUCGUCCAAUUCUGGCUCACGGUCGAGGGGUUCAAGGACCCGCUCGAAGCGAGCGGGCAGAACCUUGCGCUCGACAAUGUCGUCGAGGGCGGCAAUCGACCAGGUGCGAACGACGCAACGAUCGGCGACGACAUUGCGUUCCUGUACUCGGCCUACUUUGCCGAAUCUGGCGGCCGACUCGACAUCCCGGCGCGGCUGGUCGAGGUCAUCUCUGAGCUGGGCCAGAACACAACCCGUCCUUUCGGCGCAGUCGAUACGAGAAGAGCGAAACUUGCAGUGUAUCAGGCGCAGAGAGCCGUGUACGAGCUCAUGGAGGAGGAGGACUGGUCAACCUUCCAGAAGAGUGACUUGUACUUCAAGGCGGUCGCCGACCUGAAGCACUCGCACCGGCCGCGAGCGAACUCGGGUUCCACACCGCCCAUCUCCACCAGCAACUCGACAGCACGUCUCUCGCCUUCGGGUCAGCGCCGAGUAUCAGAUGGCCCGCCAAUAUCGACGCCAUCGCCUGUUGCCUCGCCGCUGCUGGCACGUCGUCCCCUCCUCGUGAACGGCAGCUUCAUGCCGGCCGCAUCCUCGCAGACGGCGACACCAGUGACAUCGAACGACUUUGACUCGUCAAUGACAUCGCUGCGCGAUGCCGCCCUAGACUCGGGGCGCGCGUCGCCUCGUGCGUCACCGCACUCAUCAACAAUCCUCUCCCCGGGAACGAAACGACAUUCAGCGCAGUUCGAUAUCCUCUUUGGCACGCAGGAGGAAAUUUCCGAGCGCAACCCCUUGUUCGUGGACGAGGAGGACCAGGAAGAAGUGGUGGAGCGGCAGCGUAUCGCCGCCAUCCAGGCGGCGCUGGAGGAGAUCAUUGACUCCGAUCCGAUGUCCAACAGUCAGGUCCUUGAGCCGGAAACGGAACCCCAGACGCCGGCCGCACCCCGAUCUCCAUUGCAGGGGCUACACCCGUUAGCUGCCCGCAAGAAGACUUCGCGCAGCGCUGAGGACCUGACGAGUGUGCGCGACGUCGGUCCCGCCAGACCAGUUACGCGGUACUCGCCCGGCACACGGAGGCCCAGGCCAGCCCGCCGUGGCAGCGACGAGGGCGUGCACGGCCGCCAGAAAUCGAUCUUCGCGGAAGAUCCCGAAGAGGACGAGGAGCAGGAGGCAUCUACGGCCAGUGACGGGGAGCCGGACGCUGAAACCGUCCUCCCAGCGCCUGGGAACCUGCACCUUGGGUCUGAGAUUGAGCGUCUCGGCCGCAAGCUCGCCGAACUGGGAGAGCAGGAACGCCUCCUAGACAGUCUGAUCCGACAGGCGGACCUGACAGGCAAUGCACGCGAGCGACGACGGACGCCCCGUCGUCAAGUACGUCGUGGAGAUCUCACAGGUCGUCGACGGACGCGUGCAGAUGAGCUGGACGAUCACACACCGGUACAACGAGUUUUACGCUCUGGACCGUGCAUUGCGCGACUGGGUGGCCGAGAAUCCGAAAGCGGACACCAGGGCGCUGAUAGAAAUGCCUGCAAGCGUCUUGUCCCCAGCACGAGCGCGGGCUUUGUCGAGUCACGCCGCGCAGGUCUCGAGCGGUAUCUCCAGUCUCUUCUCGGCAGCGCCCUGUUUUGCUCUUCAACGCUGGUACAGAACUUUCUCUCCCGCGGAGCACCGAGUACGCCGUCUACGUCCAGCGCAGGACCUCUCGCACCCCGUAACCUCGUCCGAACACUCUACAAGACGGUCGCAUCGAGUAUCGACGUCGAGCUCGCCCCGUCCAUGCUUGACAUCAUGUCGCAAUCCCUGACGCGGCAGCUGUCCGAGGUGGCCGGCGGUCUGGGCGUCGUCACCGAGGAAGUCGCUGGCUUGAUCCCCUUCACAGGCGCAGACGACGACGAUGACGCUGGCGACUUUGCUGGGCCGAUAUGCGAUGCCUUCCUCGAAGUCUUUGACCUGAAGGAGCGCGAUUGGCUGCGCCGGCAGGCGAUAGUGCUGCUCCUUCAGCAGGUGCUUGGGAGCACGGUCGAGCGGAAAGUGAGAGAUCUAGUGGGGAAAGCGAGCCAGCCAAAGAAGAUCGAAAAGCUCCUCGCGGCGUUCCAGGAGAAUAUGUGGCCGGGCGGGAAGCGGAAGGAGCCGAGUCCGAAACGCACGCCAGAGGAGAUCAGAGAGACACGCCUCAGUGCCUCACGAAAACUGGGGCGGUUGCUCCCCGACGUUCUCGCCAACGUCGUUGGACGCAGCAACGCGAGAAAAGCGGCGCAGCGCACCUUUGCGGUUAUCCAGGACCAGAGGCUGAACCAGCACUUGUGGGUUCGGGUGCUUGACGAGAUCUUGUACACUCUGUUCCCGCUCGGCGGAGCGAGCGGAGCGGGCGCAAGCGGAGGGAGUGGGGGCAGUACCGCCGUCCAAACACCACGAGCACAGUAG
Messenger RNA from Trichosporon asahii var. asahii CBS 2479, 3801 nucleotides. RefSeq lists its product as uncharacterized. The transcript has 3 exons. Gene Ontology annotation, cellular component: intracellular membrane-bounded organelle. The record is from RefSeq and is a predicted model, not a curated record. The coding region runs from base 1 to 3801 and encodes 1266 amino acids. Gene Ontology annotation, molecular function: phosphatidylinositol binding. NCBI's taxonomy places the organism in Eukaryota, Fungi, Basidiomycota, Tremellomycetes, Trichosporonales, Trichosporonaceae.